UCCACCCUCAAAGUACGUUUCGCGGCAGCAGUUUUCUCACAACAACGACUAACCACGGUAUAAAUAUUACCCUACCAGUUUUCAAGUACGAUUAGCUUGCUUUGUUGUCCGUUGAAGGAAAUGAAAGAUAAUUUAAAUUUUUAGCAUUUAUAAAAUAUCUUGCGAGAUGGAUGGUCAAGCUAGGGAAGUUCAUGCUGCUGAAGAAGAAACAAUAACUGAUAUCCAAAAUUAUCUAGCAUCUUUUAACAAAGAGAUACAGAAUGGAACCCCUUCUUCUGGAGGAGCUACUGUAUUUCAUCAAAUGCCCGAAGGUACACACUUAGUGGCUGCUUUAAACGAGCAGUCUGGAGUAGAACCAUCUGCCGAUGGGGCCACUACGUACUAUGUUACUCAUUCCGCUGAUGGUUCCAGUCUGCAGGGCUAUCAUUAUGAUCCAAACGGUCAGGUAAACCAUGGCCAUAAUGAAGAAUUGAUUCAAGUUGUGCAAAGCCAUGGAGCUACUAUGGCUACCCAGGUUUCUGAACAACCAAAUUUUGUCGCUAUGCAACCAAGAUCAUCUGCAGGUCAUCAUUUGGAAGGUGCUCAGCAAGUAAUUGUGUCAGACAGAAGUCAAGGAUUAGCAGCAUUAAUGAGCCAAGAUGAAGCUGCCCAUGUGCAUAAUGUAGUAAGCCAACAGAAUACCACCGAGCAACAGACCAUACGUAUGGUAGUGAGGCAGCCGGACGGCACAGAAACUGAGCAAACUCUUCCCGUUUCAUCAUCGGGAUCUGGUGGCUCUACACUAGUUACCAGUGAUGGUCAGGAGAUUCAUGUCAGUGAUGAAGGAACUCUACAGAUGAUGGCCAACUUAGCUGACCAGACCUCAGCAGGUGGUGGUGGAGAUGGAAACAAUCAGGUGCUUUUAAAUACUGGUAACUCUUAUCAGACAGUAACUAUUGUACCAUCUGAUACAAACCCUGGAGAAGUCAGCUACGUUCUGAUAGUAUCACAACCAGAUGAAAACAAAGAUGAUCAAAAAGGGUUAAACAUGGAUAUGUCCGUGUAUGAUUUCAAUGAAGUAGGAGAGAAGUAUGGAGAGGUAGUAAAAGAAGAAGCCUCUCCGGAUGGAAGUAAGAUGCGUACAAUCAGAAUCUCACCAAAGAAAAGCCAAACAGUCACUCAGGCACAUAUGUGUAAUUAUUGUAAUUACACUAGUCCAAAACGAUACCUUUUGUCUCGACACAUGAAGUCUCACUCUGAGGAGAGACCUCACAAAUGCAGUGUGUGUGAAUGUGGCUUUAAAACUUUAGCCUCUCUUCAAAACCAUGUAAAUACCCACACUGGUACAAGGCCACAUCACUGCAAAGAAUGCGACUCUUGCUUUACAACUUCAGGAGAGCUGGUUCGUCACGUUCGUUAUCGUCACACUCAUGAAAAGCCUCACCGCUGUACGGAGUGUGAUUAUGCUAGUGUAGAAUUGAGUAAACUCAAAAGGCACAUGAGGUGCCACACUGGUGAGCGUCCAUAUCAGUGUCCCCACUGCACAUAUGCCAGUCCUGACACUUACAAACUUAAGCGCCAUUUAAGAAUUCAUACGGGAGAAAAGCCAUACGAAUGCGAAGUAUGUCACGCCCGAUUUACUCAGUCAAACAGUUUGAAAGCUCACAGAAUGAUCCAUUCAGGAAACAAACCUAUGUACCAAUGUGAGUUUUGUCCCACCACGUGCGGCCGAAAAACAGACUUGCGGAUCCACGUUCAAAAGCUACACACUAGUGAUAAACCAUUAAAGUGUAAGCGAUGUGGCAAGUCAUUCCCAGAUAGGUAUUCGCUAAAAAUUCAUGUGAAGACUCACGAGGGAGAGAAGUGUUUUAAAUGUGAUCUGUGCUCCUAUGCCUCUAUUUCACAACGUCACCUAGAAUCCCAUAUGUUAAUCCAUACUGACCAGAAGCCAUUCCAUUGUGAUGAGUGUGACCAGUCUUUUAGACAGAAGCAGUUGUUAAAGAGACACAAGAAUUUGUACCAUGACCCGAACUACAUCCCUCCUGUUCCUCGAGAGAAAACACAUGAAUGUGCUGAAUGUGGAAAGGCCUUCAGACACAAAGGCAAUCUAAUUCGACACUUAGCGAUACAUGACCCAGAUGCAACAGAAGCUGAGAAAGCAGAAGCUAUGUUGAUUGGACAACAAAAUGAGCUGAGCGAGGAUUAUGAUGGAGAAGAAAGCUACUCGGAAAGUGAGGAAAGUCUAAUGAAGCCAGUCCCAAUUGAUGUUGAAGGAACAAUUCAAGAAGGACAACAGGAAGGACAGCAGGUGGUGGUGUUUGAAGUGAUUCAACUGCCUGGUGGCGUUGAUGGAACUUCUGAUAACUCGGAACAAACACUUACUGAACUCCAGCAUGGUUCACUUUCAAUACCAAACAACCAAAGAAAUUCCCAGGAGAAUGUCACCAUUCUCCAGCAUGUUCAGAACCAAGAAGCCCAAGGCAAUGAGCUUAUGAAUAAUGAUGGUGCAUCUCUAGCUCAAGUUCCCAGAGAGUCUGCAACAGUUACAGAACUUAUUGAAGAACAAGCUCAUUCCAUUAUGACCUUGCCUCCUCCUGCCCCUACACCUCGUCGUCGUGGUCGUCCUAGAAAGUAUCCACUUCCUGCAGAAAGUCAGCCAACCCAGUCACCCUUUGCUGCCACUGCAACUCCUGAACCUGUUCAAGCAAGGGGAGAUGGCCAAGAGAACAAAAAAAACCAGGAGGUAGCUGUUACCAGAAGGAGAAAAACAGAAGAAUAUGUCGAACAGACAGAAGCAAAAAGGGGGAGAAUCCAGUAUGAAGAAGCUGACAAAGAGCAAGUGGAGCCAAAGGUUCCUCUUGUUCCCACCAAUCCUGAAGAAGUGGCUCGACGAGAAGAAGAAAUGAUGAGAAAGAGACAGGAACAGAAACAGAGAGACAUGGCAGAAUGCUUUGGUUUUGAUGAUAAUGAGGAUGAAGAAACAAUACUGGCAAUGCCUGCAGCUCCCGGAACCAAAGGUUUACAACCUGUGUGUCUGUGAAUGGGCCUGCUAAUACUGAGAGUACAGCUCCUCUACUGACUCCUUUACAACACAAUGGAAUGAGAGACACUGAGACAUAUAGAGAGGAGGAUGUGGACCAAAUUUCAUAAAAUGUUAGGUGUACUGGUGGACUUUUGUCGGCCUACAUGGAAUAUGGAUUAACACGUGACCUUAGACUGGGCUCUCUGGAGAAGGAGAAACUUGUGAACUUGACCAACUUUCAUUGAAAAUUACUGAAAACUUAAUGUUACUUUGGUUAGUCUCCUUGGAUGGUAGGUUUUCAUUAGUAGCCUUCACAUAGAAAAGGAUUAAUAUUCUCUAUGAAAGAGUAAAGUGAAGUAAUCUUCAUGAAAUGUGACAUGAAUGGAUGACCUUAAAAACCCUCCCAAAAUUUCAACAUGAUCCAGUAGAUUGGGCUCAUUCUCCCAAAAUUUACAUAAUUAGUGAAUUUUGGUGAACCUCUUUUUGAGGUUUUAAUGCCUAAAAUUAGUAAUAAGUGUUGUCUUGUAAGUUUGACAGUUAUCUCUUUAUCUUUGUAUCUGUGAAUAAAUCAGGAAUACAUUAACUAGAAAGUUUUCUUCAUAAAAGUAUUUCAGUUGUAUAAAUUUUUGUUGCUGUAAUUUUCAGUGGUUGAUAAAAUUGUUUUGGUUGAAGCAGUUAUAGUCAUGUAUUUUAAAACUUGCCAUGAAACACAUGGAAUUAUUAGUAAUAUUUUAUUUGCACUAUAAGCUCAAUUCAUGCAGAAUUUUAUGUCUCUUUGGGGGGGGGGGUGUUUGUAGUUACGGAGCAAAGUGUUAGCAUGUUAUGUCAUUGCUAAACAUCCCAUUUUGUCCGUUUGGACUAAUUUCUUGUAUUUUGGCGUUGUUAGUAUUUCAUAAGAUUCAAGUUCUUCAUGGAGAAUUUGGUGGUAAAGUUUGAAAUUGCAGACUGGUUGUGUUUUCUUUAUUGCAAUUUUUCGCAAACAAAUUAAAUCUUUAACUGUCAUAGGUUGUUAUUUUUUCUGAUACGAGUUUGAAAACUAUUAACUAGAACCAUUUCCUGCCACAUUAUAAUUGGAUAGUUUCUGAACAUUGCACUCCUACUAAAUAAAGCCAUGGUGAGUUCAGUUGUUCUUUAUCUGAAUCUGUAAUACAUCAUACGUGUGUAUUGAAAUAAAGUUUAGUUACCUUUA
Molecule: messenger RNA, 4190 nt
Organism: Limulus polyphemus (Atlantic horseshoe crab)
Lineage: Eukaryota; Metazoa; Arthropoda; Merostomata; Xiphosura; Limulidae
Product: zinc finger protein 37-like
Exons: 12
Coding region: 167-3019 (950 amino acids)
Biological process (GO): regulation of transcription by RNA polymerase II
Cellular component (GO): nucleus
Molecular function (GO): RNA polymerase II cis-regulatory region sequence-specific DNA binding; DNA-binding transcription activator activity, RNA polymerase II-specific
Source: RefSeq, a predicted model, not a curated record